Mercenaria mercenaria is the source of this 2705-nucleotide messenger RNA. RefSeq lists its product as uncharacterized. The transcript is spliced from 5 exons. Gene Ontology annotation, biological process: carbohydrate biosynthetic process. Gene Ontology annotation, molecular function: sulfotransferase activity. The record is from RefSeq and is a predicted model, not a curated record. Gene Ontology annotation, cellular component: membrane. NCBI's taxonomy places the organism in Eukaryota, Metazoa, Mollusca, Bivalvia, Venerida, Veneridae. The coding region runs from base 171 to 1487 and encodes 438 amino acids.
ACAAGCAUUGACAAUCAAUGAAUCAAAAUGUCCUCUGUAAACCGAUCUAUGAAUUGCUUACUAUUAUAACGGAUAUGAAAUGAUGGUAGCGGAAGUUGAAAAAUAGCUUUUUUUAUGCGAACACCGGGAGUAAAAGGGUUUAUUUUCGAGGGACCAGACGUGACGGCAAGAUGAUGAAGAAUGUUUACGUCAACCGAUCCCUGGUCUACGUUAAAAAAAUAUUGCCCGGGAGGAAGAUUACGGCCAGAUAUUUGCUGACGUUGAUGAUCUUCUGGUAUAUGAUCGUAGAUAUCAAGGUUCUGUUAUAUCAGCCAUGGAAAGACAAAAACAGAGUCCGUACUUUUGUGAAUAAGUUGCCAUCUGAGGAAGGAAUUCCAAAACACAGAAGAGAAUCCAACGCAGAGAGACUACGAACGGUAGAAAACACAUGUAAAUAUCUAGGGUAUAAUGAAACUGGAAACGAUACUGACAUUCGGGCACAUAUGGACCCGAAUAAAACAGUACUGUAUUGCCGAAUUAACAGAUGUGGGUCCAGUUCCUCCCUUGAGGUAAUGAGACAACUCUUUGGUGAUUGUGAUGUGAACUGCCUACUGAAAAAUGGAGUCAGUGUCAAAAACAACGUAGAAAAUGCGAGUGAAGUAAUGGAGAAAGCAUUUUCGUUUGUAUUUGUCCGUGAGCCAUAUGGACGCUAUCUGUCAACAUAUAGCAACACUUUCUACCUACCAAAGAAGGACUGGCUUUCUAGAGGGACGCAGUUGAUACAACAAGUUCGCGAAAACCCGUCUGAAUUGAGUCUGAAAUACGGUCAUGAUUUGACUUUUGCGGAAUUUAUUAAGUACAUAGUUGAUCGAUAUGAAAAAGGCCAGUUUCUGGACGAGUUUUUCAGACCAAUACGCCACAAAUCAUGUAACCCAUGCACAUAUAAAUUUGAUUACAUUGGUAAAGUGGAAACGUUUGAAUCUGACUGGGAUAUCAUUCUUAAUGAAUGGAGAUCGAACGAAAUAAUAAGUGAUUAUCCCUCUGACAUAGUCAAAAAAUUUAGAUUAGUAACAUUUAAUGGCCCGUUGAAUCAUUUAUUUGUAACUAUAGGUUUACUGAAGACUUCAGGAAUCCCUGUCCAUUCCCUGUUUGUAAGAACGUGGACUUACUUUCAAAUGAUUGGUGUAAUUUCUAAACAUGUCCCAAUACCUUACCUUAAAGAAGAAAUAGGUAAAAUAAAUCUAGCCGAUUUCAAGAAAACGUUAUUGAAUGCGAUAGAGUUGACAGAGGCCGAAAGACGAGAUAUUUCAACUCAAAAAAUUGAAGCAAUGCGCCAGAUUUAUCUAACAGUUCCGAUGGAUUACAUGGAAAAACUCAGCAAGAUGGUACGGGAGGACUGUCUACUCUACGGCUACGAUGAAAGACCGGCUUUUUUGUUUGACAGAUCAAAUAACAGAUACAAUGAAAGUGGACGUGAUUUCGAUUACUUUAAAGCAUUGCAAGUAUAAACGUGUCAAAGAAACCGUAAUUAGCCGAGGAAGUUGGCUGGAAAAGGGAGUGGAAAUCGAUUCUCCACUGUAGGUGUUUCCAUUUUGUCUCGGGUUUGACCAAUUGAAAUGCAAUCCGUUUUCUCUCAAUCAAAUGUUUAUUCUGAACGUUAUUGGAGAUAACUUUCAUACGAAUCAACAUAGAAAAUGCUGUAGUAUAGAAAAAGUUAAUUAUACUAUGUUGCAAACUUGAUGUGGUUAAUCAGACAGAAUUUCUAACAAUUGGACUUGAAUGAUUUAUGGGAACAGCUGCUUCAGAAAAAAACUAAAACAACAUAUGGUUGUUUAAAAUGUAUAUUGUAAGAAAUACAAGAAUCAACAGUAGUAUUUUCAAAGAACUUAAAAAGGCAAAAUAAUUCUAAAAGAUCUAGCCGACGGAAUAUAAUUUUAAAAACUACAGAAAACUAAUUAUAUGCGCAUAUUGCAGGAGAUGGUAAUGAAGGUGAAUUUUAGAAAAGGAGACGAAAUUUUAUUUAUACAACUUAAUUUUUCCUGAAAGUGAAUCAUUGUAGAUAUGUUCUUAUAUUGAAAAAAUUGUCUUCCAUAGCCCAUUUUUCAAAUAUGUUUAUUCUAUUCAAGUAAUUAUUUCUGUACUUAAACUGUAUGUGUAGUGAUCACUUUUGAAAAGUAGUUAUUAUGUACGUACCGGCUUUUGUAUUCAUGCACACGUGUACCUACGGAUGGAUGGAUGGUGAACGAAUGUGUGUAUGUAUGUAUAUAUGUAUGUAUGUAUGUUUGCCUGUAUCUGCAAGUGUGUGCAUGCUGGAAAAAUACUUAAUUUAUGUACAUGCACAUUGCAUAUUUAGACUAGAGACGUUACUGUUGUAUAGUAAAAUUGCUUUAUCAGAAUAAUAUUAUAUUCAUGACAGAAAGAAUCAUUUAGAAUGGUCAUUAUUCUGUGUGAACAGAAGAUCCACCCAUAAUUCAUAAUACAGAAUCCAGCAUGACUUGUUACAUUAAAUAUUCCAAUAUUACCAUUUUGCCACAUUACCGAAGAACUCUUAGAAAUUAAAAACCUGCCUACAACACGUACUAUUAGAUACGUUGUCAGACAACGUUUUGACUCAUUCAUUGAAUAUACGCCAGUCAUGUUAAUGCGUUGUGAAUCUGUGAAAUAGAUGUUAUAUUUUGUAUUUUGUGGUGUUUUUUGUGUUUUAGAAUUAAAAAUUAUGUUUGGUC